CUGUCAUCCAAGUCAAAACCAACGACUCUUUUUUAAAGUUCUGAGACAUUCAGACGCACAUUAACAGCCAUGCAGAUGCAACGCACAAUAGCGACUACAGAAACUCAGACGAUAAGCAACAAGCAAAGUUUGGAGUGUGUACAGACUUUGCUCAAAGCUGGUCUGGGGUGUAUAGCAUACUUGAGGGGUCUUCUACCGGCCGAGAACUUCGGCGAAUAUCGACUUUCGUCUCAAAACAAUGGACGAGCCUCCUCUUCAUCUGGCUCUUUCUCGUCAGAUACUACCGGACUGAAAAUCAGUGGUGUCACGAUCAUGACCCUCAACCGAGGUUUUACUAAUGAAGGGGAUCGUAUAAUCGACUACCUGGAGAACGGCAUAUUUGAGGCCAUAGACAAGCAAUACCUUCGGAAAGUUAUAUUCGGCAUUUACUUGGACAGUAAAGAUCCUAACAACAUUGUGGAGGCUUACACCUUCAAUUUUCACUACCACAAGCUGCCUGGAAGUCGCACCGCCAUACCCAUCAUGACUCUUGGAGAUCAAUUGUCGAAGAUGUCUCUUGCGCGACCAGAUCCCGUUUCUGAAGCCCUCAAGAAAGGACAGAUACCGACUCUUGGGGAGGUUAAAAGGAGUGUUAAGGCAAUGAUCAAGUCGCUUAUAACUACUAUCAAUCAGAUGGAAAACCUUCCAAAAAACCGUUACGGAAAUUUCAAGUUGUUCUUCAACGAAGAUGCCCCUGAUGACUAUCAGCCCCCUCAUUUCCAGGCGGCAGAUGCCGAAGCCAACAGAUGGUUCUUUACUACCCAUGGGACUGGUGAAGUACCUGAACGAACGAGUAUCGGCCAAGUGAACGCAGGAUGGCAUGGCCUCGACAUGAAAGUAGUUUCAGUAUCGUCAUAUCUUCCUUCUAUAUCAGAAGACAAUAAUGCGCCAUUCGCGGGUAUCACGUCUCACACAGCCCCGAGGUUGACUCCAGUUGAAGAGGCAAGAAUUAGAGUAGAGGACGCACAGUUGCAGAAGAAAGAUGCAUUGGAGCGCAACAUCGUCUGGAGCGUAGAUGAAGACGAGGAUGCUGAGGGCGAGAUGGUAAUUGACGAAGGCAUUGUUUUGUCUAGGUUCGGUGGCGACGUAGUCAUGGCCCCCGUCGGUAUACGCAGCGAAGAUGGAGGGGUCCAACCAUUUUCUCAAGUCAAUGUUACUUCGUCGCGCGCUCAUGCCCAGUAUGAUGGUAUGCCGGAGUCGACCCCGAUACGUGUCGGAGACUUAAACAUUACAAAGGCCGCUCAUGACAUCGAGGAAACACAGCAGAUCCCGCCUACUCAGGAGAUUGUCAUGGGGUCACCGAUACCUGCUCCCUCAUUGAAUAAGGCUCUGUCCUUGCCUGCUUCUGAUGUUGCCUCUGCCUCCGCUAUCUCUACUGAAGAGGUUGAUACUCAGUACCUCCAGGAUCUACUUGGAAUGGGGAAUGGUGUGCCCACUGCGCCCGAUUCAGAGAUGUUGGAUAUGGAGACGCAGGUCCUGGAGGUGCCGGGACCAUCCUGCAAUUCAGGUAUCACUGGUCCACAGAUCCCUCGUCGUAACAAACGUUCCAAGGGCUCCGGGCGGUUGACAGAUGAAGGCCAACUUGACUGUGACUGCGGGAUAUCGAUUGACGAUGCUACUCUACUGUGUGAGGGCGGUUGCAACCGUUGGUUCCACGUCUGGUGCAUGGGAUAUCACGGUGCACGAGAUAAGCGUCUCCCUUCUCAAUUUAUGUGCUUUGAUUGUCGUCUCCGCGGCUCCCACGAGUGGGACAUUAUCGCGGGGAAGAUUCAUGCUGAUAUGAUCGCCCGAUACAAAGACCUAGCCCUCUUCAGGAGGGCUAUCAAAAUUUAUGAAGUGUAUCAGCCAUCCUCGGCGUUACUAUUCAGGGAGCACACAGGGUGCGACACUGCAUUAGUUGGUCAGCUUCUGACGAGACUAGAAGAGGAAGGCUUUAUUGCGGUUGAAAGCAUCGUCUCUGAUGAAUUAGGCAUUGGUGUUACCCGCUCCCACGCGAAAAAGGGCAAGAAAGGCGCGAAAACCAAAAAGCAGAAGGAGCUUCAAAAAACCAAAUAUGUCUUCCUCUCCAAGGCGAAACGAUCCAAGGCCUACGCUGAUUACUUCAACCCACUUACCGAGGUCGAGAAUCGCCUCAUGGGCCUAUCUGAUACGGCGCGAUGUAAAUCCAAAGCAGGACAAACCUCAGUGACUUCGGCUGAAACUGUAGAUUCCAACUUACGUCCUGAGGUUACGGCGCGGGCAGGUUCUUCUGAUGACGAAUCACAAACCCAAGAAGCGACUCAGAAUGUCCUCACGCUAGCAGUUGCCCAUCAAGCCGAAAAGCGCAAAGCUGCAACGGAUUUGGUGCACCGCGGGAAACGGGUCAAAAUAUCAAUCGGCUCAGGCGUUGAUCUUUGCGACUGAAACUUUCCAUGAAGACGUUUGGCAACGCUGUAUUGUGGUCAGUGCUCGAUUCAUGGAAGAACUGAUUAUAUGUCGAUGUGCCGCUCCAUGUUUCUCGGAGCUAGUCUUGCUGUGUACUCCCUCCACUCGCUGGGAAUUGUAGCAUCAUUCGAUUAAAUUUGUCCGCGUUCA
Messenger RNA from Suillus subalutaceus, 2613 nucleotides. Its product is annotated as HORMA domain-containing protein. The record is from RefSeq and is a predicted model, not a curated record. The transcript is spliced from 21 exons. NCBI's taxonomy places the organism in Eukaryota, Fungi, Basidiomycota, Agaricomycetes, Boletales, Suillaceae. Gene Ontology annotation, cellular component: nucleus. Gene Ontology annotation, biological process: meiotic recombination checkpoint signaling; synaptonemal complex assembly. The coding region runs from base 70 to 2442 and encodes 790 amino acids.